AUGCCCCUGUUUGAUGGACUGGUCAGCGGAGGAGAGAAGACCGCCAUCAUCAUAGACCUGGGAGCGGCGUAUACGAAAUGUGGCUUCGCAGGGGAAACGGGGCCCAGGUUCAUAAUUCCGAGCGAGAUCCGGAAACCAGGACAGCAGCCGGUCAAAGUGGUCCAGUACAACAUCAACACAGAAGAGCUCUAUGUCAUUCUCAAAGAGUUCAUCCACAUGCUUUACUUCAGACAUCUGCUGGUGAAUCCUCGCGACAGAAGAGUGGUCAUCAUCGAGUCCAUCCUCUGCCCCUCACACUUCAGAGAGACGCUCACCAGAGUCUUCUUCAAGCAGUUUGAGGUUCCUUCUAUUUUGUUCGCGCCAAGUCACCUCAUGGCUGUGAUGACACUGGGGAUUAACUCUGCUCUGGUGAUGGACUGUGGACACACGGAGACACUGGUGCUGCCCGUUUACGAGGGCACUCCUAUUCUUCCUGCGUGGGAGGCCUUACCACUGGGAGGAAAAGCUAUUCACAAAGAGCUGGAUGCCCUUCUCGUGGAGCAGUGCACCGUGGACACAGACACCAGCUCUGGGCAGACCGUCGCAGCAGCUAUUGGGACCAUUCCUGAGGAUAUUGUUGAGGAUAUCAAAGUUAGAACAUGUUUUGUCAGUGACCUGCAGAGAGGAUUCAAGAUUCAAGACGCCAAGUUUAAUCCCGAAGCAGAGCGCCCUGCUCCUCCUCCAGACGUGGCCUUUCCUCUGGACGGAGAGAAGAUCCUGCAGGUCAAAGGAUGCAUUCGAGAUUCCCUCAUGGAGAUUCUGUUUGAACAGGACAAUGAGGAGAAGAGCGUAGCCACAUUAAUACUGGACACGCUUGUCAAGUGCCCCAUAGACACUCGGAAGGUGCUGUCUGAGAACCUGGUGGUGAUCGGGGGUACUGCGCUGCUACCUGGUUUUCUGCAUAGACUGUUGGCAGAAAUUCGCCUCCUGGUGGAAAAACCAAAGUACAGCGAGGUUUUGGCCAGCAAGAGCUUCCGUAUCCAUGUUCCACCGGCCAAAGCUAACUGCACUGCCUGGCUCGGAGGUGCCAUAUUCGGCGCCCUGCAGGACAUUCUGGGCAGUCGCUCCGUGUCGCGGGAUUAUUACAACCAAACAGGCCGCAUCCCUGACUGGUGCAGCUUGAGCUCUCCUCCCCCCGAGUCUCUGUACGAGGCCGGGAAGACGCCUCCUCCGCUCAUGAAGAGGGCUUUUUCCACAGAAAAGUAG
Molecule: messenger RNA, 1245 nt
Organism: Knipowitschia caucasica
Lineage: Eukaryota; Metazoa; Chordata; Actinopteri; Gobiiformes; Gobiidae
Source: the annotation of a GenBank genome assembly